Messenger RNA from Schistocerca cancellata (South American locust), 2178 nucleotides. It is a transcript of the gene Arc42, whose product is annotated as short-chain specific acyl-CoA dehydrogenase, mitochondrial. Gene Ontology annotation, cellular component: mitochondrion. Gene Ontology annotation, biological process: butyrate catabolic process; fatty acid beta-oxidation using acyl-CoA dehydrogenase. Gene Ontology annotation, molecular function: flavin adenine dinucleotide binding. The record is from RefSeq and is a predicted model, not a curated record. The coding region runs from base 441 to 1679 and encodes 412 amino acids. The transcript is spliced from 9 exons. NCBI's taxonomy places the organism in Eukaryota, Metazoa, Arthropoda, Insecta, Orthoptera, Acrididae.
GUCUAACUAUGUACAAGAAAUAAACAGUACAUUUUACUAGUUUCAGUCUUUUACAUAAUAAACAGAAAUAAAUUUGUAAUUUUAUCAGCUGCUUAGUGUUUCAGUCCUGCUGUAGUGGAAUUUAGUAAUCGCAAAUUGGUAUUAAAAAUGCGUAUGGCAAUAAAAAAAAUAUAAAUUGAUAAAGGAACUUGAAGAAAUGGAAAGGUUGACUAAUCAAUACAGAAUGAGGAAUGAAUGCAUGAUGAACUUUGCAGCUGUUUCAUUUUUACGCACUGUUGAGGAAGAAUGAUUAUAGUAGCGUUGCCCAAUACAGGUAUGACAGCUGCCGAAUUUCUUUGGAUGACUUGUUUUGAACCCUGCUCCCCGGUUCAGAAGCCACUUAGUACAUACCUUUAAUAAUCGUAAACAUAGGGCUGAAGAUAGUUUUCAGCUUCUUCGAAAUGUCUGUUGGUAAAACAAGAAAACUUUUGGAUGUAGCUCGCUUUAGCAGGAGUCCGCUAUGUCACUUUCAACACAGAUCAGUUUAUACGCAUUCGCAGCUCCCAGAAACACACAAAAUGCUUUAUAAAUCUGUCCGCGACUUCGCUGAAGCCGAGCUGAAACCACUGGCUUCAAAGUUCGAUCGUGAGCACUUGUACCCGGGUGAUCAGAUAAAGAAGAUGGGAGAAUUAGGCCUUAUGGCUGUAGAGGUUCCAGAGGAUUUAGGAGGAACUGGUUUAGACUAUCUUGCGUAUGCCAUUGCCACAGAAGAAAUAUCAAGGGGUUGUGCUUCUGCAGGAGUAAUAAUGAGUGUCAACAAUUCUCUGUAUCUUGGACCUAUUCUCAAAUUUGGUACACAGAAGCAGAAAGAAAAAUUUAUUACCCCAUUCACUACAGGUCAGCGUGUGGGCUGCUUCGCUUUGAGUGAACCAGGAAAUGGAAGUGAUGCUGGUGCAGCAUCUACUACAGCUCGUAAACAAGACAAAGGAUAUAUUCUCAAUGGUACAAAGGCAUGGAUUACCAAUGGUUAUGAAUCUGAAGCCACAGUUGUUUUUGCAACAACAGAUAAAAGCAAGAAGCAUCGUGGAAUUAGUGCCUUCCUUGUUAGUAAACCAACGAAAGGUCUGGAGCUGGGAAAAAAGGAAGACAAACUAGGUAUAAGAGGCUCUUCAACAUGCAGUUUGAUAUUUGAAGACUGUUCUGUGCCAGAAGAAAAUGUUUUAGGAGAGCUUGGGAUGGGUUUCAAAAUUGCAAUGAUGACACUGGAUGCUGGUCGGAUUGGAAUUGCUUCACAGGCUCUUGGCAUUGCUCAGGCAUCACUUGACUGUGCAGUUGAUUAUGCAAGCAAACGUAUUGCAUUUGGCUCUCCUAUAUUGAAACUACAAGCUAUACAGGCAAAGAUAGCUGACAUGGCUCUGAAGGUAGAGUCAGCAAGACUUCUAACCUGGCGGGCAGCACAUUUAAAAGAUACAAAACAACCAUUUACGAAGGAAGCAGCAAUGGCAAAACUGGCUGCAUCAGAAGCUGCUACAUUCUGCUCUCAUCAGGCGAUACAGAUUCUUGGAGGAAUGGGCUAUGUGAGUGAUAUGCCAGCAGAGAGGCAUUAUCGAGAUGCACGCAUUACUGAGAUAUAUGAAGGAACGUCUGAAAUUCAAAGACUUGUGAUUGCUUCCAAUAUUGCAAAGGAAUAUGGACUGUAAGCAUGGGGCUUUGGUUUAACAUUAACGAUAAUUGGGUUGCUGAUGUCCUCUUAAUCUUGUAAACAAGAUUAAGAAAAAGUACAGAUGGAAUGUAGACGUAAUACACAGAGGCAGCUUGUGUGAACCUGUGGAGUUCUACCCGACGGGAGGCCCUAGCCACACGGCAUUUCAUUUUUCUCAUUGUUUGCACGAAAGGAAAGUGACAGCUGUUUUUCCUCUUAACAUUUGUUGUACUUUAUUAUUUGCUAAUUCAGCUGCAAAAUGUAUGUGGAUGUCCAUUUGUCAACAGUCACAUGUGUAAAGAAUUGUCACAGUUGCUCUCUAGGAAAAUUACCAUAAUUAUUCUGAGACUGCACUGCACACCCUUGUUAAGUAACUACUUCAUUGGUCUCAUGUCUCAAUAUUAAAUGAAAAUGUUCAUGCCUAGAGUGUUGUUUGGCUGCAGUAUUUGUGAGAAGUGACCUUUUUUUUUUUUUUACCCUUGAGUACUUUAUAUGCA